Molecule: messenger RNA, 2517 nt
Organism: Carassius gibelio (silver crucian carp)
Lineage: Eukaryota; Metazoa; Chordata; Actinopteri; Cypriniformes; Cyprinidae
Product: gastrula zinc finger protein XlCGF8.2DB-like
Exons: 3
Coding region: 116-1261 (381 amino acids)
Biological process (GO): regulation of transcription by RNA polymerase II
Molecular function (GO): RNA polymerase II cis-regulatory region sequence-specific DNA binding; DNA-binding transcription factor activity
Source: RefSeq, a predicted model, not a curated record
CAUAAGUGCGCCGCGCUCCCGCAUCCGAGUUUCAGUUGGAGAAAGGACAAAGUGCCCAAACACACAGAAAAACUCCAGCUGAAGCGACUGAGAUCCAAGUGACACUAUUAUAAAGAUGGAGUUUAUUAAAGAGGAGAGUAAAGACGUGAAGAUUGAAGAAACAUUCAGAGUCAAACAAGAAGACACUGAGGAACAAACAAAGAUUAUGCUUAUUAAAGAGGAGAGUAAAGAUAUGAAGACUGAAGAAACAUUCAGAGUCAAACAAGAAGACACUGAGGAACAAACAGAUCUGAUGGUGCUGAAAGAGGACCGUCAAGAACUGAAUGAUAUGGAAGAGAAAGAUCAUUAUUUCAUAAGUGGAGAAAAACAUUUUGGCUGCUCACAGACUGACAAGUCUUCCUCAAGAAAAAAGGCACAAAAUACAAGAAGACGACACUUCUGCCAACAGUGUGGAAAGAGUUUCAGUCAAAAAGCAAAGAUCAAAACACACAUGAGAGUUCACACAGGAGAGAAGCCUUAUGGCUGCCAACAGUGUGGAAAACAUUUCAGUAAAAAAGAUUAUCUUAAAAUACAUGUUAGAAUUCACACUGGAGAGAAGCCUUACACAUGUCCUCAGUGUGGAAAGAGUUUUACUCAACUUGGAAACUUUAGACUCCACAUGAGUGUUCACACCAGAAAGAAGCCUUACAAAUGCCAACACUGUGGAAGACGUUUCAGUCAGAAAAGAAACCUUAAUUACCACAUGACAAUUCACACUGAAGAGAGUCUUUUCACCUGCCAACAGUGUGGAACAACUUUCACUCACAAAGGAAGCUUUAACAGACACCUUAGUAUUCACAAUGUAGUGCAGCGUUACACCUGCCAACAGUGUGGAAAGAGUUUUGAUCAAGAUCAAAACCUUAAAGUCCAUAUGAAAUCUCAUAAAGAGAAAACCUACACAUGUUCUGAGUGUGGAAAGAGUCUCAGUCAAAAACGGACCUAUAUAGACCACAUGAGAAUUCACUCUGGAGAUCAACCCUACAGAUGCACUUCGUGUGGAAAGGGAUUCAAUUACAAACAUCACCUUGAAGAGCACAUAAGAAUUCACACUGGAGAGAAGCCUUUCACCUGCCAGCAGUGUGGAAGAAGUUUUACCCGAAAAGGAAACCUUAACAAGCACAUGAGAACUCAUACAGCAGAAAAGCCGUUUACAUGUGGUCACUGUGGACAGGGUUUCAAAAAUAAAGCAGCACUUAUGAACCACAUGAAUUUUCACAUAUGAAAGAACUGUAAUUUAUGUCAUGAAUGUGGAAAGGUUCACAGUCUGGAAACAUCUCAAGAAUCAUUGCAAAAACAAUGUUCAAAAUACCUGAUUGUUGGAUUUAGGCCAUGCUUAUUACCUACAAUCACCUAAAGGAUUAUUAGGAAUACCAUACUAAUACUGUGUUUGACCCCCUCUCUCCUUCAGAACUGCCUUAAUUCUACGUGGCAUUGAUUCAACAAGCUGCUGAAAGCAUUCUUUAGAAAUGUUGGCCCAUAUUGAUAGGAUCGCAUCUUGCAGUUGAUGGAGAUUUGUGGGAUGCACAUCCAGGGCAUGAAGCUCCUUUUCCACCACAUCCCAAAGAUGCUCUGUUGGGUUGAGAUCUGGUGACUGUGGGGGCCGUUUUAGUACAGUGAACUCAUUGUCAUGUUCAAGAAACCAAUCUGAAAUGAUUCGAGCUUUGUGACAUGGUGCAUUAUCCUGCUGGAAGUAGCCAUCAGAGGAUGGGUACAUGGUGGUCAUAAAGGGAUGGACGUGGUCAGAAACAAUGCUCAGGUAGGCCAUGGCAUUUAAACGAUGCCCAAUUGGCACUAAGGGGCCUAAAGUGUCCCAAGAAAACAUGCCCCACACCAUGCCGCCACCACCAGCAGCCUGCACAGUGGUAACAAGGCAUGAUGGAUCCAUGUUCUCAUUCUGUUUACGCCAAUUUCUGACUCUACCAUCUGAAUAUCUCAACAGAAAUCGAGAGGCAACAUUUUUUCCAGUCUUCAACUGUCCAAAUUUGGGGAGCUCGUGCAAAUUGUAGCCUCUUUUUCCUAUUUGUAGUGGAGAUGAGUGGUACCUGGUGGGGUCUUCUGCUUUUGUAGCCCAUCCACCUCAAGGUUGUGCGUGUUGUGGCUUCACAAAUGCUUUGCUGCAUAGCUCUGUUUUAACGAGUGGUUAUUUCAGUCAAAGUUGUUCUUCGAUCAGCUUGAAUCAGUCGGCCCAUUCUCCUCUGACCUCUAGCAUCAACAAGGCAUUUUCGCCCACAGGACUGCCACAUACUGGAUGUUUUUCCCUUUUCACGCCAUUCUUUGUAAACCCUAGAAAUGGUUGUGAAUGAAAAUCCCAGUAACUGAGCAGAUUGUGAAAUACUGACAUAUAUUUUGAACGCUAUUGAUGUGUCGCACAGUUUAAUCGUUAACGAUUUUUUAUUAUUAUUGAUGUGAAAACCCUGUAUUUUUUAAUCUCUUGAAUUAUGUACAAAAUGUUUCAUGAUUAAACAUCUGUUCACACUA